Messenger RNA from Paramuricea clavata, 36156 nucleotides. The record is from the annotation of a GenBank genome assembly. NCBI's taxonomy places the organism in Eukaryota, Metazoa, Cnidaria, Anthozoa, Malacalcyonacea, Plexauridae.
GCAAAGUCGUCUAAUAGAGUCAGCAGUGGACUUACUGUUAGCAACAUUGAAAGGUCGUCUCAGUGCACAAGAUCUGUGCGGCUUAGAAGACGAGGUGUAUCGUUGUCUUAUUCCUGAGGCGAAACAAGUGAAAGGGAGUAAAGGAAGCAGAUGUUGGGAGUGUAUGCCAUGCUGUUACUGGAACCUUAUCGUGUUCUUUAAUCAAAAGACAAUAGAUGCAAUCGUCAAAUGUACGAGAAUUUCUUUGGACUUUAUCAAGCGCUAUGUACAGUCUUCCAGUAAAUAUAUGAGCGAUCUCUCUCAUGAACAUGCAAAAUUACCACUGUUUAAGGUAAAUUUACUAAAUGUCAUACUCUCUCUUUUCUAACCUAGCUUGUAUCUAAAUGGAAUAGAUGGAUUUCACUAAGCACAAUCUUGCAGCAAAUAGUGGUUUUACUAAUAGUCCGAAUCAUUACUUGAUUACUCUCUCUUUUUAUAGGCUGAGAUUAUCUUGGCAAUCCCUGCAGUACAGAUGAAACCAAGUGUAGAUGAUAUCCAACAUGCCCUUAAUAAAGCCGUUCAAAUUAUGUUAAAGACAACACAGGUAGGGGCAUUGCGUUUCAGUAGAAAAGUAUAAGAAUGCAAUGCGAAAUACCAUACCAUACAUUGUCGUGUCAUAUUCUACCUUACCAUAACAUUUCAUCACCAGAACAUACACACCAUACCAUUCGUGCACACAUCAAUCCACCAUACCAUACCAUGUCAUUUACCGCAUUAUGCCAUACCAUGCCUCGCCUAUUCAUGCCAUACAUACCAUACCACAACAUACCAUGCCAUACCACCCACCACCAUACCAUACCAAACCGUACCCUACUGGGGUCGGUUGUAUAAAAAAGUGAUUAAAGUUAACUAUAUAGUUAGUGGAAACUUCAUCCAAUAACUCAAUGAGAAGCGUGUAUUUGAGAGUUAAUCACUAUUUAACUACAAAAUAGUGAUUAAAAAAGUGAUUAAGAGUUUUAUACAACCGGUCCCUGGAGUGUUACUAUUAUACAUAGCUCAGGACAAGUAUCCAACAAUGAUCAAAUUCUGUCACCUUACAGCGUGUGUACCAAUGGGAGAAACACGACAUAAUCCAUCAGCCACCAGCUCCUGUGGUUGAAGAAGGCAAACCCAUACCUCCUGUUGUCAUCAAGUCUUUGUACAGACUCGUCUCAGAACACAAAGAUGUCGUGAAAGUCGUUAUCGUGCUUAAUUCCAUCAUCAGUUCAUUUAAAAUGGAUGCGAAGCAGGUCUUGAGUGGCAUGGCACAGUUUGAAGAACUAUGGAAUCAAGUAUGUUACAAAAAUAUUCUGAAGUUUCCUUGUCACGAACUGAGCAGUUGUCUUUAAUUUAAGUUCUUUGUAGGUUUGCAUGGCGAUAAAACAUAUACUACUAUUGGUUGUGGAAACACCACGUAAAUUUAUUACUGCAUAGAUUUUGAUCCAUAAGCCCGGAUGUUAAUCAGUGCUAAUAAUAUGUGACUUGUUCAAUUCACACAUCUUUUUAUAAUUGAACAAGUCACAUAUUAUCAGCACUGAUGAAGAUCCGGGCUUACGGAUCGAAAGCUUUGCAGUAAUAAAUUUACGUGGUGUUUCCACAAACAAUAGUAUUAUAUGUCUUUAAUUUGUUCUCAUAACUUGUAGGACCCCAAUACCAAAGUGCAAGAAUUCAUGGAUUCAACACCACUGCUGUCUGACUUCGAAACACAGAUACGCUACUAUCAGGUAUAUAUUUCAUAAACUCUCUUACCUGCAAGGCAUGGUCCGCUCCGAUACAAUAUACUUUCAUUGUUGCUUGUGAUGAAAUAUCAUGAUAUAGAUUACAUUGGUAUCAAAGGAACUAGAUUCUGUUCCGAAAUAUCACAUACUUGAACCGAUCUGAUCGCGUAGCUCAGUUGGCAGAGCAUUGGGCUAGUAUUCCAAAGGUCGUAGGUUCGAUUCUCACCGUGGACAGGCAUAGUUUUCAAGCUUGCCCGGCGUGGAUAUACACUCAGAGUAACAUCACAAACAUCAUAUUCACCUGAGUACAUUGCAUCAACACAGAAAAUACCAUACUUUGUGUUCUUUCUGCAGGAGCUUGAGAUGGCAGUAGAGGAACUACCAGCAAGUUAUUCUGUUGGCUCGAUCAUUUACUCCACAGAACCUCUAAAGCGAGCUCUUGUUACAGAAACAAAGGCAUGGAAACAAGCUUUCGGUAAAGCUCUGGCGAACAAGGCCAGUGCUGAUAUGGAGGAAAUAUUUACAUUCUUUGACAAUAUGUGCAAGAGAUUGUCCAGGCCGAUCAAAGAUUUAGACGAUGUCAGAAACACUAUGGCGGCUUUACGAGAAGUCCGAGAGUCGGAGAUCAAGUGAGUCUGGCUGCGUUUCAGUAAACAAUGGUUGCCAACUUCGAAACUGUUGACACUUUCAUGAUUAAUCUUUUUAGGAUUGACAUGACCAUCGGACCAAUUGAAGAAUCUUUUGCGUUGCUCAACAAAUAUGGUUUACAUUACUCAAGUCAUGAUUCAGAAAGGGUUGAUAGUUUGACAUACUCUUGGAAGAAAGUCAAUUCACAGGUAUUUAUAUUAGAAUGAGGGAAGUUAGGAAGUUGGCUUUGAUUUUUCUUCUUCCACCGUAGUUAUUUGAAGAGACGUUGUAUGAUGCAAGCCAUUAUUGUUCUUUCUUCAUUAAAGGCCUCUGCUGUCCAGACACAGUUGCUUGAAAUCGAGCCAGAAUACAAAACAAAUCUAUUGAAUGCUGUCGACGUGUACAAAGAAGCAAUGGUCUCAUUUGUCAGCGAUUAUGACGAGAAGUAAGUAAAGCAUGCUCGUCAGGAACUCUUGAGGAGUCACAAGAGAAAAUGAUUUCUAUUUCUACAUUUGCAGAGGUCCGAUGGUGUUGGGAACAUUGCCUAACGAGGCAAGUGAUCGACUGCAAAUAUUCCAAGCACGCUUUGAUGAACUCUGGAGGAAAUAUCAGACUUACUCUGGUAAAGAACAAGUUAAACUCUUUUGUGUAAUCUAGUGCAAUUUGACAUCUACCUAUGAUAUACCUGAAUUUAUAACUUUGUUUUGCAGGCGGUGAAGAAUUAUUUGGCCUACCAGUCACAGAAUACGAUGAACUUCAGAGAAUUCGUCGUGAACUUGGUCUACUUCAAAAGUUAUACAGUCUGUAUAAUUCUGUGAUCGAGAACGUGAAUGGAUAUCAAGAUAUCUUAUGGUCUGACAUUGACGUGGAAAAGAUUAACGGAGAAUUACUAGAGUAUCAGAAUAGGUAAGGAUCACAUAAUGAUGAUUGAAGAUGUUUGAUGUGUUGAUGCAGUGUUUUUUUCAGGAUUUUCUCUUGGGUCCGUUUUUGCAGAGAAGAUUGAGUUUAGCUGAACAGCUGGGGGUCUUGAGGCGGCUGUUCCCCCCCCUACCGGGAGGCUGAAACCUGUACCCACUUUAGUGUAGUUGAGAUGCAAUGUGUUAAAGCAGGGGCACUGAGAGACACUAUAAACUGGUUAAAGACGGUGAAUGCAUUGUUUUUCUUGUGUUGUGAAAUGAAUUCCAGCCAUUUUUUACUUAAUUUUCUGGUUUUCAACUGAAAACUAAUCUGCACACAUCAUGAAUUUAACUCAAACAACUUCAUUUUACUGCACAGAAUCUUUUGAUGAGAAGAUUGAAUUUCAAAACUCAAUUCAAGAUUGAGUUUUUGGGGCCGUUCCUUAAAAAAUCCCUGAAAAAAGCCCUGGCUGCAUGUGUGUCGUUUGCAACUGACUGGGAUUCCAUUGUAUUCCUCCAUUAUAUGCUCAUGUCUGAUCGUAAUUUCACCUCAAUCGCGUAUAAAAAGAGUGCUUUCGGUUUGACUCUACCAAGCACCGCAAGCUAUCUUCGGUUUCAGUCGACUAACAAGGAACGGACCUUGUUUAAAAUGGGUGAUUCCAGCUACAGACUAAAUUUUGAUCUAGGCAAGAAGAACGAAAUCCAACACCACAGCUGGAAAGAGCGUCUUAGAAUGAGUAAAACUGCAAAUAUUGGUUGCUAUAUGUUGUAAAAUGAAUAAAAUAUAGCCCUGUGAAGUUCGCAAAUUUUGUAUAUAUUUGUAUAAAUAACCGCGUAAUGCAAAUAUAUACAAAAUUUGCGAACUUCACAGGGCUAUAUUUUCCUCAUUUUACAACAAUUCGCAACCAAACUUUGAAAUUUUACUCAUUUUAAGAUGCUCUUUCCAGCUAUGGUAAUGGAUUUCGUUCUCCUUGUCUAGAUCAAAAUUUCACCUAUAGCUGGAAUCAUCCAUUGAUGAGCUAUCAAGCAUAAGUACAGUUAGUUUAGGUUAGACCACCAUACUCAUUUUAAAAUCUUCACCUCGUUAGGAUCCGUAAGUUACCCAAAGCUCUGAAAGAGUGGCAAGCGUUCCUCGACUUGAAGAAAACCAUAGAUGAUUUCAGUGAGUCAUGUCCUCUGUUGGAAAUGAUGGCACACAAGGCAAUGAAAGCUCGACAUUGGGAACGUAUUUCAAAUGUCACUAAGACAGCAUUGGAUGUGGAGUCUGAGACUUUCUCUUUAAGAAAUCUUAUGAGUGCCCCGCUAUUGGAGAACAAAGAAGACAUUGAGGUUUGCAUUUGUUUAUGUUUUGGCAUGCUUUUAUUCUCUCAGACGGUCAACAAUAUUACUAAAACGUGGGUUCAAACUAUCUUCGUUUUUGUUGUGACUACCACAGUAAAAAUCGAACCUCUUCCAUCUAUGGAAACUUGGGUUUCUAAAGAACCCCACAACAUUGAGCUGGGGGAGAGGGAUCACAAAGUUUGUUUUAUCUUUUGUUCAUUAAUAUUAGAAUGUUAGGGUUUGUAAUCCAAGUGAGUAUAUAUACAUGGACAUAAUAUUACAAACACCUAUCUUUGUAAUGUUAUGUCCAUGAUUGUACUCACACAUCUGAGAUUUUAGAACCUAGAUCUUGAUCGUACAUUUCUAUCUAGGAUAUUUGUAUUGCUGCUGUCAAAGAGAAAGAUAUUGAAGCAAAGUUGAAAGGCGUGGUGGCUGACUGGAGUACUCAGAUCUUCUCCUUUGGAACUUUCAAGAAUCGUGGAGAGUUCUUACUCAAGGGAGGAGAGACGUCCGAGAUUGUAUCUCUUAUGGAGGAUAGCUUGAUGAUCUUGGGUUCAUUGAUGAGCAAUAGGUACGUCUGUUGUUGAAUAUCUGGGGUCACACGGUGGAUUUUAGUACAGUGCAAUGUAUGGUGGUCAAGAAGCAAACAUAUUGAACUUAUCCAGUUAUUUGUUGGUCAUCAAAUACAACACUAUUGUGUAUAAUGAAAAGAUCUGCUGCACGAUUUAGUCCGACCCAUUAGAUAUAGAAUUAGGUCUAUGUUUUCUUUAUCGUUGUAGAUAUAACGCGCCGUUCAAGGCAGAAAUUCAGAAGUGGGUCGCAAAACUGACUGGCUCUACAGAGAUUAUUGAAAACUGGCUUGUUGUACAAAAUCUCUGGGUCUAUCUCGAAGCUGUCUUUGUUGGUGGUGAUAUCGCUAAACAAUUGCCUCAGGUUUGUAGCAUUUCAAAUGGAAAUCUAACCUUGAAACUGAUCUGUUGGUUGGUUUACUAUAAAGAGUUUGCCCCCAAGAGAUAUCGUCUACUGUUUUGUAAUAUUGUAAGACAAUAUUCCAAAGUACUGUAACUUGGUAUUUGUACAUGUAAUUCAAUGCUACUUAUCCUCGUGUUUUUCUAGGAAGCGAAACGUUUCUCUCAGAUUGAUAAAUCAUGGGUAAAGAUCAUGCAACGUGCUCAUGAAACGCCAAACGUUGUUCAAUGUUGCGUGGGGGAUGAUACUUUGGGACAACUAUUGCCUCACUUGUUGGAGCAGCUAGAAAUGUGUCAGAAAUCAUUGAGUGGGUGAGUCUGUAAGGUCUAAGUUUAACUUAAUCUUAGUGGUUAUUUCUAGUCUGAGGUGAGAGAGAGAGACUUUAUUUAUAGAGGAUGACACUUGACAGUACGAAUACUGAUGACUCUGUGGUCCUCUGGAAACCUAUGAGCCUAACCCACCCAUGUCAACUUUCCCUGUGGGACGAAACACGGAGUACCCGGAGAAAACCCACGACUUUCGGCAGAGCGUCGACUUUUACUCUUUUCACAUGAGGCCUGGGUUCGUGUCACAUUGAGAAGUUGUCACUGAGAUUCGAACCUGCCACCUUAGAGGUGAAAGGCAAGUGCGCUAACCACUUCGCCACCGAAGGUGAAGCAGGCGUAGUAAAAUAGUUUAAAACAUUCCAAUUUUCUCCAUGAUUUAGUUAUUUGGAGAAGAAACGUCUUCUAUUCCCACGAUUCUUCUUCGUCUCUGAUCCUGCUUUACUGGAGAUCCUUGGCCAGGCGAGUGAUUCCCACACCAUUCAAGCACAUCUGCUUAGUGUUUUCGAUAACUUGAAGACUGUCACCUUUGACGAGAAGGAUUAUGACAAGAUCUUAGCUAUCAAUUCUUCGGAAGGUGAACAGAUUCCAUUGGAGAAGCCAAUUAUGGCACAGGUACGUUGUAUUGUUAUGAUGUAAUGGUUAGUUUGGUCGUACCAAGCCUCGAAAUUCCCUGAAAUCAAUUGACGGCAAUGGCGUUAAAAAUUGCCGUAGAACGUAACAGCUGUCUACGGCAAUUUUGGCAGUUUCCACGGCAUUUUUUCAAAUUACUGACACUGUAAUAAAAGUUUAAUUUUAUUGUUACCUUGGAUUUUUGACAAGCUAGAAAAUGUCUACGUAUUUCUUUAGUGUUUUUUUUUCCGAAGAAAACUGAGACUAAAAUAGUGAUUGACGCAUGAUUUGAUCAACAUCUUAGUUCAAGUAUCAAAAUAGUAAUGCACAGUGAAUAGUAUAAAAAUUGCACUAUACGGCAAAAAAUUGCCGUCGUUGCCGCAAUGAUCCACGGCAUUUUGUUCUCCCUCUACGGCAAUUGCCGCGAUAAAAUUCGAGCCCUGGUACAGUGGUUACUAUAUGUGCCUUUGACUUCUUCAGUGAGGUUUGAUACUUGCACUGAGUUGCCUGAUUAUAAUUUUGCUGAAGUCCCAUGUCUCAAGAGUAUAUCCAGUGUGAACAACUACACGUUCAUUGCGGAUGCACUGGUUUCCUUCUGUAUUAAUACUGGAUCAAUAAGAGAUAUCCUUCCCGGACCUCUUGAACAGUUUUGAACUGAUAGAACAAUCCAAGAGAAUAAAUAAAGUUGGUUUAUAUUUCCUCGAGUAAUAAAACUAGAUUAAUAAAUGAUGUACUGAUUUUUGUAUUUAGGGAAAUGUCGAGCAAUGGUUAUUGGCUUUGUUGAUUGCAGCACAGAGUGCUCUACACUCUGUCAUCAGAAUGGCAUCAGUUGCUAUCAAGGAUCCAGUGUUUAAACUUCUUGAGUUUAUGGAUACAUUCCCAGCUCAGGUACUGUCUUAGGGGAAGGGCUGGACUUAUUUGGUGGAGGGAACUUACAAAUAGAGAUCGAAAUUAAUAGAGAGAGCUGUCUUGGGUAUUGUAGUACUAAUUUGGCAUGAUAUAGGUAAUGACUAGUUAAUAUUGUGCAAAUUUCUAUUACAAACUAUUUAUAAUGGCUUCAUUUCAUUGGCUUCAUUACUAUAUUGGUCUGUCCUAGGUUGGUCUUCUGGGAAUACAAAUGAUCUGGACACGAGACUCUGAGGAUGCUUUGUCAAAUGCGAAAUCCGACAAGAAGGUGAUAACAUUUAAUGUCAUGGAGUAAUAUCAACGCAAACUCUGACUCUUGUCCAUAGUCUUAUUGUACUGAUCUGUCUAUGUUUAGAUCAUGACACAAAGAAACACGUAUUUCUUGGAUAUGUUGAACGAGUUGAUUGAUGUGACAACACGAGAACUCACUAAGAUGGAGCGAACAAGAUAUGAGACUCUUGUUACCAUUCAUGUCCACCAGAGAGACAUCUUUGAUGAACUGGUAUGUAGACAGAAACCCUUGGGUCUAUACCAGAAAACCAUAGGACUGUAAUCCCGUGAUUGUGUGAGUUUUAAAAAGGACUGUAAACCCCUUAACUUUAAAAGUGACUAUAAUCACCUGAUUGUGUGGGUUUUAAAAAAAUUCUUGCGGAAAUCACAGGUUUUCAAACUGGCACCUCCUUCCUUAGAAACACUAACGAAAAAUCCUCCCGGCCUCAACUAACUGUGGUUCGUAUAACAGUAUUGCGUAUCAUGCUUUCAAUAUAGGUGAAAAAGAACAUCAAAUCUCCAUCAGACUUCGAAUGGUUAAAACAGUCCAGGUUCUAUUUCAAAGAAGAUACAGAUCAGUGUGUUGUGUCAAUCACAGAUGUUGAUUUCAUCUACCAGAAUGAGUUCCUUGGUUGUACAGAUCGUUUGGUCAUCACACCUUUGACUGAUCGUUGUUACAUCACGUUGUCUCAAGCUCUGGGCAUGUCAAUGGGUGGGGCACCCGCUGGACCCGCAGGCACAGGAAAAACAGAGACCACUAAGGUAUGUGCACUCAUUGGGAUAGCUCGUCCAAGUUAGUUAAUUAUCAAUUUACUGAACGAUAAGAAUAUACGUGUUUUGUUUUCUCUAAAAAUAUAGGAUAUGGGUAAAGCUUUGGGCAAGUAUGUCGUGGUUUUCAACUGCUCAGAUCAAAUGGACUACAGAGGUCUUGGCAGGAUUUACAAAGGUAUUAACACAAUGCAUGAAGUCUAAAGGAAUCCAGCAACAGGUGGGUUUCAGAAAGCACUAUCGUCCAGCAGAUGGUGGUAAACCAGCAGUUAUCAGAGUAAGAAAGUAUAAAGUUAAUUCAUUUCAUUAAAUGUAGUAGUCUUGUAUUUAGUGGCAAUUUUUUUGGACUGAGAUGUAGUUUAAUUUUAAGUUACAUUACAUUACAUUACAUUGCACAUUACAUAUUACAUUACAUUACACAUUACAUUACAUUGCACAUUACAUUACAUUACAUUACAUUACAUUACACAUUACAUUACAUGACACAUUACAUUGCAUUGCACAUUACAUUACAUUACACAUUACAUUACAUUGCACAUUACAUUACGAUACAUUACAUUACAUUACACAUUACAUUGCACAUUACAUUACACAUUACAUUACAUUGCACAUUACAUUACAUUGCACAUUACAUUACACAUUACAUUACAUUACAUUGCACAUUACAUUACAUCACAUUACACAUUACAUUACAUUGCACAUUACAUUACAUUAAUACUAUUGAGCUCUGAAACCCACCAAUAACAAUCAACCUUGCUUUUAUCUUGGCGCCAUGUGUUUGUAAUCCAAUAGACUCCAGCUCAUAUUAUCGUCUCUCUAUAGGUUUGGCACAGUCAGGGAGUUGGGGAUGUUUUGAUGAGUUCAAUCGUAUUGAACUGCCUGUAUUAUCUGUUGCUGCUCAACAGAUCUAUAUCGUAUUGACUGCUAAGAAAGAGAGGAAAGUACAGUUCAUCUUCACUGAUGGAGAUGUAGUCGCCUUAGAUCCCGAGUUUGGUAUCUUCUUGACCAUGGUAAGUGAAGUAUCCGUUCCCAAAGUACUUGAUUAAUGCCAAUGGUUCUCUUUAGGGCAAGGGAACCAUAGACCUGGCUAAUCCUCGUUUCCAGAACCCUGGGAAUGAGUGUGUGCUUUGUUUUACUCUGCAUUGAGUGGUGACGUUACAACCAUUUUUUUUACAGUAAAGCUUACAGGUUGUGCAUACUUAGGCCAGACUAGAACCUUAAGCCUGGUUCACAAAUACUACAGGUCCUCAGGUAUUUACUCUCUACCCUCAGUUGAUGAACGAGAUCCAGCUUGGACAACAGUCUCCAUUGUAUUUCUAAAGCUUACAUGUCGUGCAUACUUAAUUAGGACAGACUGGAACCUCACCCUCGUAUGAGCUAGGUAAUAAAAGGCAUCAUGAUUACUGUACCAGUACUACAAGAAGGACUUAUUAAAAGUUAUUAUAGCUCUGUGACAACUAACAUAACAAUUUUCCAUAUUAUCAUAUAGAACCCAGGUUAUGCUGGAAGACAGGAAUUACCAGAGAAUCUGAAGAUCCAGUUCCGUACAGUGGCUAUGAUGGUGCCAGAUAGACAGAUUAUCAUGAGAGUUAAACUUGCCGCCUGUGGUUUCUUACAGAACGUCAACCUUGCUAGGAAGUUCUACACGUUGUAUAAACUGUGCGAGGAACAGCUUACAAAACAAGUUAGUUCUUUUCAUGCAUGGCACAUUCAACUAGCGUGCAUGUCAGCUACAGUAUACGUGAUACAGAAAUUUUAUCGUGUAUGCUCUUUCUUUUGUAGGUUCAUUAUGAUUUUGGUUUGAGGAAUAUUUUGUCUGUGCUUCGGACACUGGGAGCUUCUAAACGUGCCAACCCUGAGGUGAGUGUGCCUACUUGGGCCUCUGAAAGGCCUAUGAGUAAAGUUAAUUUAGGUUUCUGUAGUAACACCGAAUCAACAAGAGAUGACCCUUACCAGACCUCUAGAGAGAACAGUUUAGAACUGAUGGAGCUAUCCAGUAUAAAUAAAGUAAGUUUAGUUUAGGUCUCUGUAUUAACACUGAAGAAAUAGAUGACCCUUUCGGGACCUCUAGGGAGAACAGAUAAAAACAGAUAGAGGUAUUCAAUAUAGAUAAAGUUAGUUUCAUUGGUAUUCAUUAAUUUCUGUCAAUGUCAGGAUGGUGAAGACAAGAUUGUGAUGAGAGUUCUACGUGAUAUGAACCUCAGUAAACUGGUGGACGAAGAUGAACCAUUAUUCUUAAGUUUGAUUGACGAUCUCUUUCCGGGGCUGACAUUACUGAAAGCUGGUUAUCCUGAUAUUGAGCAGGCCAUUGCUGAGGCUGUUGAGGAAGCCAAGCUUGUGAAUCAUGCACCUUGGGUGUUGAAACUUAUACAGGUAUGUCUGUUUGUGUUGGAGCGUUUGGAUUCAAAUCAAAUCAAACAAUUUUUAUUCAGGAAAUCCAUUUCCAGCUGAUAAUUUGAAAAAAUAUAGAAUAAAUCAUAUUCCGAAAAUAUGAAAGUUCUCUGGUGGAUGAAGUAUGCAGUAUCCGAGUGCCUUGUAGUUAUUGAUUUAUUGACUGUUUUUCUCCAUCCAUAGCUUUACGAGACUCAGCGUGUUCGUCAUGGUAUGAUGACCCUGGGACCAAGUGGUGCGGGCAAAACCAAGUGUAUCAACAUGUUAAUGAAAGCCAUGACACAAUGUGGAGCACCGCAUAAGGAAUUCCGUAUGAACCCUAAGGUGGGGUUUCUGUAGUAAGACUUAUCAUGAUAUGCAGUUAUAUUGGUGGGUUAUAUUGGUUACAGUGCAACAGAUGGUUUUCUGCUUGACCACCAGUAUAGGAACAAACAAAUUACAAUUUUCAAUUCUGUGUAUGUCCCUCCAAAUACAAGAUUUGUGAAGAUUACUCGAUGUGAUAAAUGGAAUCAAAAUGAUUUCCUCACUUUAAUAACUGCCAAGCGCAACUCACUAAUACUGCAAAGCGUGAUUUCUAUUUUUACGAAUACGUUCAUAUUGUACUUUUAUUGACGCAGUUAAUGAUAAAUUUAAUAUUUGCAGGCUAUCACCGCCCCGCAGAUGUUCGGUCGAUUAGAUGUUUCCACAAACGAUUGGACUGAUGGGAUAUUUUCCACACUCUGGAGGAAAACUCUUCGUGCUAAGAAGGUAUCAGUAAAGUAAAACGAAAAACAGAGGGUAUUUGCAUGAGCUCUACAUGACUAGCCCUACCAAUAGGGCUGGUUUUUACCUCAUGAGGAAAACCAACCCAAUUGCUUCAUUAAAAUCGUAUUUUGCCAAGCGUGUUUUUGAAUGGACCCAUUGCACAUGACGUCACAGCGCCAGCGACGAUGCAUCUGGAGGACAAAGUAGCAAUCUAUGCAUAAUAUAACUUUUGUAACCAAAGCAAAUUUUGUAAAACGUUAUAAUAAUUUUGUAUUAAAAUGGUAAAUUUUUGCGUUGUAUGUGGUUGUUGUACCCGAACAGAUUUUGUUAGGGAGCAUCUGGAGGACACUCUAAGGAUUUGUGAUGUCAGUGCAUUGGGUCAAUAAUAACCAACAGAAAAUUGCAUAUUGUUUUACUGUAGGGUGAUCAUAUAUGGAUUGUGCUUGAUGGUCCAGUGGACGCCAUUUGGAUUGAGAACCUGAACAGUGUACUUGAUGAUAACAAGACGUUGACUUUAGCUAAUGGUGAUCGGAUACCCAUGGCUCCUCUCUGCAAGGUUGUCUUUGAACCACAUAAUAUUGAUAAUGCUUCACCAGCUACUGUUUCAAGGUAACAUUUUGUCCACUAAUAAUUGACUUAUUCGGCGCUGAAAAUCAUGUGUGGUAGCAACACAUUGCUAAGAUGGAAACAAAUGUAAUGUCCGAACUUUUUGCAUUUGUUUACAUUUUUAGCCACGUGUUGAUGAUACAUGUGAUUUUAGUGCCAAAUAUUCUAUUUACAAUAAUGAGUUUCAUUGGAAGCUAUUUUAGCACAAGUUUACAAAAGCAAUAAUACUUGAAUAUCGGAGAUCAUUCUACUUUUUUCUUUUUUUUUGUCAAAAGAAAUGGAAUGGUGUAUAUGAGCUCGUCUAUCCUGGACUGGCAGCCAAUUCUUCAAGUAAGUACAGUCGAACCUCAUCUUGUGGUAUCUCAGUCUUUCUUAUACGGACACUUAUUUGCCCUGUAUUGACUGUGUAUAUCUACUUAUUUACACCAUUGAUUUUUUAGUUAGUAUGCGUACUUAUGUUCUGGCUUGAUGUAUUUCUAAAGUGUGUUUAUUUCUCUCUAGGGCUGGCUCAAUUCUCGUUCACCUAUGGAAGGAGAUGUUUUGAUGCCGCUUUUCGAGAAAGUCUUUACAGAUCUUAGACUUUAUGUACAACAAAAUCUUGUGCCAAAGAUGGAAGUAAGUCGAUGAUUGAAUGCUGUGACUGACUGAUGAUUAUACUAUUACAGUGAUGUCAUCAUUCACACACUUCAGUAUUCGAGGGCUCCAUUCCCCUUUUCUAUCUAUCCCGUUUCGAUUCAUUUUUCCUUACCAUUCUUCCAUUACAACCAUCACUCUUUUCCUACUAGUAUUUCGUAUAGUAUUAGUCACCCUUACUCAGAAGUUUCCUGCAAUACGUAUUUAACAUGUGAAUUUGCUGUACUAAAUUUAAAUCUUUGUUUUUGUUUUGUAGUUACUGGAAUGUAAUCAUGUUAUGCAAGCGAUCAACUUGUUGCAAGGUCUGAUUCCUGGCGAGGAUGCUCCUAAGCAAGCAGACGCAGCAUUUCUUGAAAAGUUGUUUCUAUUCUCGUUAAUGUGGAGUAUUGGAGCCGCACUGGAGUUAACUGAUAGAAAGAAGGUGAGUGGUUUAACAUAACAUCGAGCAGCGAAAUAGCUGCAGAAGGCGAGCAAUGAAGCUUUAUUAUAUAUUAUUUAAGAGGGCAGUUGUAUAUAAAGGUAUUAUGUAGUUCUUUGUAUGUUUGCAUGGCAAUAAAACAUAUAAUAGUUUUGUUUGUGGAAACACCACGUAAAUUUAUUACUGCAAAGCUUUCGAUCCGUAAGCCCGGAUCUUCAUCAGUGCUAAUAAUAUGUCAUCUGGCGGAAAUGAAAUCUUAACUCUAUAUUGUGGGUCCAAAGCUGUAUAGGGGGCACAAUUGUACUACCAUUAUAGUUAGUAUUGAUAGACCAACACAAUGAUUGUUGUAUAUUGUAGAUGGAAGAAUGGUUAGUAGAGAACGCUAAAGAUCUAAACUUACCUCCUGUUAAAAAGGACGAAACAAUCUUUGAAUAUCUCGUCAACGAACAGGGAGCGUGGGAACAUUGGUAUAACAGAGUAAGUAUAAAAGAAAAUGCUCAGAACUUGUUGGUUUAGUUAUACUGUAAGUAAAGAUUGGGCCAUUUCCAUAUUAACAAGUACAAGUUGAAUACAACAAUUUCUUACGUUAAACUAUUCCUAACCCCAGCCCCAAUUUUAACCUAAUACUAACAAAACUAUAUACAUCAGUUCGGUAUAUUGAUAGUGCAUGUGACCUACUAAACUGUUUAUCAAGUGUGUUUGUUGUAUACCCCUCUAUUUAGGUUGAAGAAUAUCAGUAUUCUAGAGAUGUUGUUCCUGAAUAUGCUUCGAUUCUUGUGCCCAACGUGGAUAAUGUUCGUACGGACUUUCUUAUCCAUACAAUUGCUAAACAAGGAAAGGUGAGAUUUGCUAUGCGUUAUUAUAGCUAGUCCUCUGGGAUGCUUGCGCAUGAAAAAGAGGGUUUGGUGAAUGAGCUUGUGGUAUUUACUAAGAGUUCAUGUUGAAAUUCCUAGGCUGUGUUAUUGAUUGGUGAACAAGGUACAGCCAAGACAGUCAUGAUUCAAGGAAGCUGUAAUAAAUAUGAUGCUGAAGUGCAUCUUGCCAAGUCCGUGAACUUUUCAUCUGCCACAUCACCCAACAUGUUUCAGGUAAGCUUUUUAGAAAGAAAACUGUGUCCUAAACGAGGGUACAAGAUGAAAAUAAUGCUUGUCCCAGAUUUCUACUAAAAGAACUGGGAACAAGUAGUGACAACACAUCUCAUUGGAAAAAUGUUGAAAAUCAAUGGAAGGUUAUAGAAUGGAAAUUGCGUGGACCUUUAUUGGAAAUAGAAUGGAUUUUGGUUAUCCUUAAUAAUUGUAUAUUUCCAUACUAUCGAUAUAGUAUCGAAAUAAUAUGGAUAUACUAUGGAUUUUAGUGGUGCAAUUGCAAAUUUCGUAGUAUGGAUUUCACUUUUUUUUCCAGUGUCUUGUUGACAAGUUGUGAGGUUUUUACGCGUAUAAUCCUAACCUUUACUCAAAUUCUAAUCUCAAUCCUCUAUCGUAAUCCUAAGCCUGUAGCGUAAUUCCAGGAUAUUUCUAUGGAUAGUCAUUCUUGGUACCCGUAAUUGAUCAUUUGUUCGUUUCUACCACAGCGUACGAUAGAAAGCUAUGUUGACAAGCGAAUGGGGACAACGUAUGGUCCUCCAGCUGGCAAGAAGAUGACUGUUUUCAUUGAUGAUAUUAAUAUGCCCAUCAUUAACGAAUGGGGAGAUCAGGUGAGAUUUUAGAAACAUGUUGUAUUUUGAUGCUUGUGAUAUGUUACUCUGAUUGUAUAUCCACACUGGGCAAGCUUGAAAAAUAUGCCUGGCCACGGUGGGAAUCGAACCUACGACAUUUGGAACAUACUCGAACCGAUCUGACCGCGUAGCUCAGUAGGCAGAGCAUUGGGGUAGUAUUCCAAAGGUCGUAGGUUCGAUUCCCACCGUGGCCAGGCAUAUUUUUCAAGCUUGCCCGGUGUGGAUAUACACUCAGAGUAACAUCACAAACAUCAUAUUCACCUGAGUACAUAACACCAACACAGAAAACAUCAUGUUGUAUUUUAUACUGCAACAUAUCAAUUUGAUUAGAAUGGAUUACUAAUAGACCUUUCCCCUUAUAACCAAAAUAUUGAUCUAGGCAAGUCUAGACAAAAAUUUCAUCACAGCUUGAAAGAGCAUCACAAAAUUAGUAAUAUUCCAAAGUUUCGUUGCGAAAUGUUGUAAAAUGAGGAAAAUAGAGCCUUGCAAAGUUUGCAAUUUUCAGUCAUUUUGCAUUACAAACGGGCAAUUGCAGCCCCAACACCCGAAUCGUAUGUCAAUUUCCCGUUUGUAAUACAAAAUGACUGAAAAUUGCAAACUUCGCAAGGCUAUAUUAUCCGUAUUUUACAACAUUUCGCAACGAAACUUCGGAAUAUUACUAAUUUUGUGAUGCUCUUUCAAGCUGUGAUGAAAUUUUUGUCUAGAUCAAAAUUUUAGUUAUAAGGGGAAAGGUCCAUUGAAUUGUAUCUCUGCAGAUAACAAACGAGAUAGUACGUCAGCUUAUGGAAAUGAAUGGUUUUUACAACCUGGAUAAACCUGGAGACUUUACCAACAUUGUCGAUAUUCAAUAUAUUGCCGCAAUGAUUCAACCUGGUGGAGGACGAAAUGAUAUCCCAAGUAGAUUGAAGAGACAAUUCACUGUGUUUAACUGCACACUACCUUCUGAUGCUUCUAUUGAUAAGAUUUUUACCACCAUUGGGACGGGAUACUUCUGUGAGGUAUGUCGUUUGUUUUGAUGUCAUGUUCAAAAUCUAAACUAAUGUUUAUAUUUCAUAGCUCUAUCAGUUCUGAACUAUUUUGUGUUGAAAUACUACAGGAGGAAAACUAUAGCUCUAUCAGUUUAAACUGUUCUUUCUAGAGGCACAGUAAGGUGUCAUGAUUGUCAUCUCUUAUUGAUCCAGUGUUACUACGGGAGGAAACCUAAACUAAAUUAACUUUCUUUGUACUGUAUAGCUAAUAUUUGUGUUGCAUUUCUCCAGGAACGAGGUUUUAGUUCGGAGAUACAAAACACAGUAAAACAGCUGGUGUCAUUAACUCGCAAACUCUGGCAACGAACUAAGAUCAAAAUGCUACCAACUCCAGCCAAAUUUCACUAUAUCUUUAACUUGAGGGAUCUCAGCAGAAUUUGGCAGGUAAUGGUGUUGUUGUUGCUAUUGUUGUUGCUAUUGUUGCUGCAUUUGUCGUUGUUGAUUAUUUACAUCAUCUACCGCAGGGGAUACUCAACGUUACAUCUGAAGUGUUAGUGGAUUCCAAUGUUUUACUACAUCUCUGGAAACACGAGUGCCAACGAGUUAUAGCUGAUCGUUUCACAAACCAAGUGGACAAAGAUUGGUUUGAGAAAGCAGUACGUACUGUGGUAGAGGAAGAUAUUGGGACCGAGAUGGUUGAAGUUAUACAGGAAGAUCAAUAUUUUGUUGAUUUCAUGAGAGAUGCCCCAGAAUUGACAGGUACGUCAGAUUCUAGGGUAUAUUGUAAAGCUCAUUAAUAAUUUUUGACGAAAUUUCAACUGACAGCGCAUUAUGAUAUAAUUAUGAUUUUUAAGUACUAGAUAAAACAUGAGCAGCCGAUCUGUAUCUGAUAUACAAACUCAUGCGAAUGUUUUAUCGUACUUAAAAAAUGACUCAUCUUAUGAGUUCAUUGGCGAAGUAAUUUUAAAAAUAAACAUUGUCUAAGCCGAGAAAAUCAAAGCUGAAGUUUAUGUAAAUCAGGACAAAUCUUUAUCCGAUUUACAAACAUUGAUUAAACAUUCAUUUCUUUUGUAUUUUCUUCGUGAAUUAUUAGGUACUAUUUAAAAAACGAGCAGGAGUGUUUUAUUAGGUUUAAAGCCACGAGCGCGCAGCGCGAGUGGCUUUAGACCUAAUAAAACACGACCUGCGAGUGUUUUAAAUGGCUUCAAAAACGUUUGCAUAAUAAGUCAAAUCUUUAUAUAAAAAUCUUUAUAUAGUUUGCAUAACAAUGGUCUUUUGUUAAAGCGUUCUUUAGCUGGUAUAAAGACGUAUGCACGUGACUAAUUUCUUACUGAAGAUUGGAUAAUUGCUUCAUGAAUUAUUAAUGAGUUUUUGAAGGUUCUUUAUAUGUCAUAAUAAUGGUGUUAUGGUAUUUUUAAAGCUUGAAUAGGUUUUAAAACGAAAGAUGGACAUUUCCCUCGUACAUUUGGUCAAAUGAUAAUUGUGGAUUUUUGUUGUCUAAAAAUAUUUAACUGACUUCGUUAGCUGCAUAUAACAGUGAGUAUAUAAUCGUUGUGUGCUUAUCAGUGAACUCAUUUUAUUUCUGAAUAUCAGGUGAUGAACCUGAAGAUAUGGAUGUCGAGGCUCCAAAGAUUUAUGAAUCCAUCGGAACUUCUGAAAAUCUCAAAGAACGAUUGAAGAUGUUUAUGGCAAGUUAUAAUGAAGCUAUCCGAGGUGGAAGUUUGGAUCUUGUAUUCUUCAGGGUAAGUUUAGUUCAGAGUUAUGUCAUAUGUCUAUCAUUGACUUCUGGCUGGGUUCAAAUGCAACUUUUUGUGGCACAAUGGUUAGUGCAGGGCCGUAGCGAGGGGGGUAUUGGGGGGGUGGUUAACCCCCCCAACUUUGACAUAUUCGGAAAAUGGGAUGGCCAUUCGGAAAAUUACGGCAAUAAUAGUAUAUGGUUUUUAUACGAAAAUCAUGAGAUUCAGGCAAUUUUUGGCUAAUAUAUGAGUUUUGAUAUGUCCGGAAAAAUUUUUUGACCCUUAAAAUGGUACACUGACCGAAAUUUUUUUGGCGACGAGGGAGAGGAGGUCGCCAAGAAUUUUCUAAUAUUCGGAAAUUUUCUUCGUCAUUCGGAAAUGUUUGGCCUACACCCCCCCCAACUAUAAAUGCUAGCUACGGCACUGGGUUAGUGAUUGUGCCUUUCAUCUCACCGUGUACAUCUGUGGGUGGCAUAGUGUUCAGUGCAGGUGCCUUCUGUCUUUGUGACCGAGCUUCGAUCUCUGCAGUAUGCAGUUGCCUGAUUAAAAUUUGACCUCCAGGUUUACAUCUGGCACUGCAGUUUCUUUUUGUAGUAAGAGAUACUUGACUUCUAGGAAGAACAGUUUAGAACUGAUAGACACCAAACACAUGAGUGCGUGGAAAAAUUCUAAAGUAAUUACCACAAACAAUCGCUAUGGUCAAAGACUAUGCCUAGAAGCGUGACAUAUAAAUAUGAGUAAUCAUGCUUUGAAUAGGGAUGACGGUGCCUAUUGAAUACCAGAGGAAUACAUGCAUCUCAUUGCCAAGUGACGUCAUCCCUUGGGUAUUUAAGAAGCCACGAUUGCAACUUUAGAUCACCCCUGAUGAAGACACUAGACUGGAGUAUCGAAACGUUGGGUCUUGAUUACAAUUCGACUGGGCUUUGUAAUCAUUUAUUUAAACCAGAGUAGCGAGUGAAAACAUGACUGGUAUCCUGGUUGCAGUGAACAAACAAACUUUAAAUAAAGUUAGUUUAGUUUCGGUUUCCUCCUGUAGUAUAAACACUGGACCAAUAAGUGAUUGUCCUUACUUGGACCUGUAGGAAAAAUAGUUUGGAAGUGAUAAAGCUGUCUAAUAUAAAUAAAGUUAUUAAGCCUUCUAAAAUGGCGUCAGCGUAUCUUAUUAACGAGUUGUUUAUUUUUAGGAUGCGAUGGUUCACUUGGUUAAGAUCUCGCGUAUCAUACGCACUCCACGUGGUAACGCCUUGUUGGUUGGUGUAGGAGGUUCUGGCAAACAGAGUUUAACACGACUGGCUUCAUUUAUUGCUGGUUAUAAAACGUUCCAGAUUACACUGUCAAGGUUUGUCCAUGAACUUAAUUCUUUGAAUAAUCUUCAGUAUACUUAGAUUAUUUCAUAUUUAGGUUUCAGUAAGAGAUAUGGGAUAGUGUAAUGGUUGCUAUUUGGCAACAUCAAUGAUUCAUACAAUACAGUGAGAUCCAGGUCACAGAAUAGAGAUUGAGAGACAAAAAAUCGACUCGGCCGAAAAACCGUAACGCUACCACGCCAUGAUUCGUCAUCAAAAUGCUGACGCCAUUCACUCCCCUGGACGUCCACCAUUUUGCAUAAUUUCAGGGGGUGAAUGCCUCUCAUAAGCGCACUGGCUAGGACCAUGGCUUCAGCAUUGCAAUGCAUGGUUAUGCCAAAGUCAUAGGCAAAACUAAGAAGUCGACCUUCUGUGAGUUUCUAUUCUGUGACCAGGUCUCUUGAGUUUACUUCAGAUGAGAUGGUUAAAAUUCCUCAAUUAUUUUUGCAGAUCAUACAACACAAGUAACUUGAUGGAUGAUUUAAAGAUUCUGUACCGUACAGCAGGUCAACAGGGUUGUGGAAUCACGUUCAUCUUUACUGACAACGAAAUUAAAGAUGAGGGCUUCCUUGAAUACAUGAACAAUGUCAUCGCCUCAGGAGAGGUAUGUUUGUAAAAAGAGAUUCGGGUGACUUUCUUUAUAAACAUCCCCAAUGGACCUAUUACCUAAUGAACGAAAUUUUGAGCUAGACAAGUUUAGAAAAAAUUUCCUCACAGCUUGAAAGAGCAUCACAAAAUUAGUAAUAUUCCAAAUUUUCGUUGCGAAAUGUUGUAAAAUGCGGAUAAUAUGGCCUUGUGAAGUUUUCAGAAAGCGGUAUCAAUUUCCUGUGCGUAAUACAAAAUGACUGAAAAACGGCAAACUUCCCAAGGCUAUAUUAUCCGCAUUUUACAACAUUUCACAACGAAACUUCGGAAUAUUACUAAUUUUGUGAUGCGCUUUCAAGCUGUGAUAAAAUUUUUGUCUAGACUUAGUCUAGACUAGACUUGUCUAGAUCAAAAUUUUGUUUAUUAGGUAAUGGUCCAUUGAUGUGACAAUGUGAAGUUCCAGUAUGCCAAUUUUCUGAAUACUUUGUAACCACAGUUUUAUAUAGCAUUUCUCCAUAUUUUCUAAUAUACAUUGUGUUAUUUCUAGGUUUCCAAUUUGUUCGCACGUGAUGAGAUUGAUGAGAUAACUCAAGAUUUAAUCGCUCCAAUGAAGAAAGAAUUUCCACGACGACCUCCAACCAAUGAAAAUCUUUACGAUUACUUCAUUUCACGCGUGCGCAACAACCUGCACGUUGUACUCUGUUUCUCACCGGUGAGUUUUGCAUUUUGGUCUCAUUAUGGAAUGUUGGUGAUACAGUGAUAAAAGCCUGGUUCAUGAACACCAGCAAUUUUGUGUUUCUGACGGAUGCAAAUGAGUGAACUCGCACAUAAAAGUAUAGCGUCGUUUUUCAGAAGUAAACAAUUCUAAGUCUUUUGCAUGUCAUUCGUUUGAUCACAUUUGCCAGGAGGAGAAAAGUCCCCGAUAGAAUUGCUAGUGUGAACCAGGCUUAAUGCAUGUAUCUUUCAUUUCUGUGACCGCCCUGUGAUUCCUCGAAUAUACGUGCAUGUAUGGAAUAUAAGGGGUGAAUUAUAAACUCGUCUCAAUCGCAUGUGAGAAGGAUACAUCCAGUUUAACUCUACCAAACACUGUAGAUUUUCUCUGGGUACUCCGGUUUCCUUCUCCUGCAGUAACACUAGAUCAAUACGAGAUGACUCACUGAACCUCUAGGGAGAACAGUUUAUAACUGAAAGAGCUUAUCCAGUAGUUUGAGAACAGUUUAUAACUGAUAGAGCUUAUCCAAUGUUAGUUUAGUUUAGGUUUCCUCCUGCAGGAAUGCUGGAUCAAUAAGAGAUGAUCCUUACUGGACCUCUAGGGAGAAUGGUUUAGAAUUGAUACAGCCAGCUUAUCCAGUAGAAAUAAAGUUAGUUUAGCUUAGGUUUCCUCCUGUUGGAAUGCUAGAUCAAUAAGAGAGAAUCCUUGCUGAACCUCUAGGGAGAACAGUUUAGAACUGAUAGAGCUUAUCCAGUAGAAAUAAUGUUAGUUUAGUUUAGGUUUCCUCCUGUAGGAAUGCUGGAUCAAUAAGAGAUGAUCUUUACUGAACCUCUAGCGAGAACAAUUUAGAAUUGAUACAGCCAGCUUAUCCAGCAGAAAUAAAGUUAGUUUAGCUUAGGUUCCUCCUGUUGGAAUGCUGGAUCAAUAAGAAAGACUCCCACUGGACCAGUGUCAGAUCAUCUCUAGGAAGAACAGUUUGGAACUGUUAGAGCUAUCCAGUAUAAACAAAAUUAGUUAUGUUUAUUACUAGCUGUUAGUGAUUUUCUCGUGUUUCUUCAGGUUGGUGAAAAGUUCCGAAAUCGAUCCCUCAAAUUCCCUGGUUUGUUCAGCGGUUGUACUAUGGAUUGGUUCAGCAGCUGGCCAAAGGAUGCUCUUAUCGCAGUUGCACAACACUUCUUGGCUUCAUUUGAGAUCGCCUGUUCAGCAGAGAUCAAGCAAGCUGUUGUCAAUACCAUGGGAAUGUUUCAGGUAAAUAGCUUGUGUGUGUGUGGUGUUGCUCGAAGUGGGGAGUCACUAUUGUGAUUGAGACAAUAGGCAUUAAAUAAUGUCACCUACAUGAAAACAAGGCUUUAUAGCCAAAGUGACAUACUUUCUGGAAGGGUGUAUUUUAGAAGGACUGAAAUGUAGGAGCGAGGAGAUUAUCUCUCAAGUCUAUGUAUUUGCUGCCAAGGACUACUGCAUCUAAUGAAAAGAAUUGGCAUUAUUUUCUAACAUUGUUAACUGCAGGUUGGCCCUUACUAUCUCUAAUAUUUCUAUCCUUAAAUGACGUAACGAGGAGUAGGGUUAGGAUUGGAAUUGAGAUCGGAAUUAGGAUUGUAUUUAACUUGAAGUUUGUAAGAGGGAAAUUGACCAGAGAAUAUAUUUUGUAUUGUUCUACAGGAUAAAGUGGCAGAAACUUGCAUUGAAUACUUUGAACGUUUCCGUCGUCAAAUGCACGUAACGCCAAAGUCCUAUCUUUCAUUCAUCGCUGGCUACAAGGAGAUCUACAAGGAGAAACACACAGCCAUUGGCGUGCUAUCUGACCGCAUGAAUACUGGCUUAAACAAGCUGGUAGAAGCGACAGAAUCUGUUGCGAAGCUCUCGCAGGAACUCGUUGUUAAAGAAAAAGAGUUGGCUGUUGCUUCAGUCAAAGCUGAUAAAGUACUGCAAGAGGUGACCGUUAGUGCCCAGGCUGCAGAGAAAGUCAAGUCUCAAGUACAGAAAGUGAAGGAUAAGGCACAAGCUAUUGUCGAUGAGAUUGCUGUAAGUUUUUUAAAGAUUAUUAUAGAAGUAGUGUUGUGUGUUCAUGAUAGAUGCUAAAGCCUAGUUUCCAUUUGGUCGUUAGUUGUCGCUGGCACGACAAGCGGUAGAUGUGAAAUAGUCUAAUGUCUCUAAUAUAAUAAUAGUCUUUUUUGUGUGUUAUAUGCAAAUCAGUCUUAAUGAUUGCAGAGUUUUAUAAAGUUUUGUUGACACUUUAUUACAUCAGCCACUUGUCGUGCCAGCGACAACUAACGACCAAAUGGAAACUAGGCUUAACUGCUCAGUUCUUAGAACUUCUCACUGUACUAUGCUGGCAGUAUAGUGGUGUCACUAGCACAUUGGUUAACCCAUUGAGCCGCAAUGCGCCCCAGUGCACCCUACUUAUUUUUGUACUUGUCUAACGCCAAACGAUUUUACUCGUCAAUGGGGAAGCUCUGCAGCUUAAUGGGUUAAUGCACGUGCCUUUUGCCUCUUAGUUUUAACUUUAAGUUCAGUAGUAACACUGGAUCAAUCAGAGAUUCUUCUUGCUGGACCUCUAAGGAGAACAGUUUAGAACUGCUAUUAAAAUAUUUUCAAAAUUUUAGGUGGACAAAGGUUUUGCUAUGCAGAAACUGGAAGCAGCCAAGCCAGCAUUAGCUGAAGCAGAGGCGGCCUUACAGACGAUCAAACCAGCACAUAUUUCAACCGUGCGUAAGUUGGCGAAACCGCCACAUCUGAUUAUGCGUAUUAUGGAUUGUGUGUUGUUACUGUUUGGUAAGCGUGUAGACAUUGUGACGGCUGAUCCUGAACGACCAUGUGUAAAACCAUCCUGGGGAGAGUCGUUGAAACUAAUGAGUCAAGGUGGAUUUCUACAGACCUUACUUACGUUUCCCAAGGUGAGUUUGAUGUAUCAGUAGCUUAUUAUUCAUACAUCCUCCAACAGCAUUGAUCCAAUCCUGAAAGGAAGGACAGUGUCUAAGGAUUAAAGUGAGAAUUAGGGUUAGAAUUAUGGUUACGAAUUAGAGUUGGCUGAGUGAGGAUUAGGGUAAGAAGUAGUUAGUAUUAAGUAUGUCACUGGAAAAAAAAGUGAAAUCCAUACUACGAAAUUUGCAAUUGCACUACUAAAUCCAUAGUAUAUCCAUACUAUUUCCUUACUAUAUCCAUACUAUGGAAAUAUACAAUUAUUAUGGAUAACCAAAAUCCAUUCUAUUUCCAAUAAAGAUCCAUUCAAUUUCCAUACUAUAACCUUCUAUGGAAUUUCAAACUUUUUCCAGUAUGUUAAGAUUAUACGAAAGAUAAUAUGAAAGUUGACCAAAUCAUGAUUCGCUUAUAUUUAUUAUUAGUAUAAUAUUUUCACUCUGUUAGGAUUCAAUCAAUGCGGAGACAGUGGAGUUACUAGCACCUUACUUAGAGAUGGAAGAUUACACAUUGGAAAGCGCUAAGAAAGUUUGUGGUGAUGUCGCAGGUCUUGCUUCAUGGACUAAAGCUAUGGCAUUCUUCUAUGCAAUCAAUAAGGAAGUUCUGCCUCUUAAGGUAAGAAAUUUACUUGUCAUAUUACUAUACAGAAAUGACAUCCUAAGAAUUAGGAUUAGGUAAGAUUGUAGUUUGGGCUUGGGUUGUUUAAGGUCCAUUUACACUACCAGUACGUUCAAUUUUGGUACCUGUACCUGUUUGGUAUCCAUGCUCGGACUAUCUGUUUACCAAGGCCGAGCACGGGUAAAUUUGGUAUGCGUUCCAUUUUUAUCUGUGCAUUGUAUUAGUGUAAACGCGGCUUAAGGGUCUAUAUUAUGGCUGGAGUCAGUGUUAGUGUUAGAAUUGAGUUUGGGUUAGGUUUAUAAGCUUUAAAGUUAGGAUUGUUCUGCAAGUCUGGAUUUAGCUACCCAACAGUGCUUACUGAAACUACCUAAUAUAUGUACAACCACUUCUAUAAACUGUGGUACAACAUAUCUUACUCUAGGCAAAUCUUGUUGUCCAAGAAGCAAGGUUAAGCAAAGCUACAGCUGAACUGAAUGCAGCACAAGAACAACUGGAUGAAAAACAACGUGAACUGGACGCAGUUCAAGCCAAGUUUGAUGAAGCGAUGAGAGAGAAACAAAUGUUAAUUGAUGAUGCUGAGGCAUGUCGUCGUAAGAUGGGCAAUGCCACUGCUCUUAUUGAAGGUCUGGGUGGCGAGAAAGUGAGAUGGACUGAACAGAGUAGAAAGUUUGCUGAGCAGAUAAGACGGUAGGUAGUAGGUGGAUUCAGAGAUGAUUUAGAUAUUGUAGUAGAUAGUAGGAGCAUGACAAGUGAACAAAACAACAUCUUUCAAUUCUGUUAUUAACCCAUUAAGCUGCAGAGCCUCUCCAUUGACGAGUAAAAUUGUCUGGCGUUAGACAAGUAAAAAUAGGUAGGGCAUAUUGCGGCGCAAAUAGGUUAACCACUAAUUAUUUCAUGAUUGACUCGGUUUUCUUUGAUGUACCGCGGGCUUUAUCUACCAUAAAGCCCUUGAAUACCAUAAAGCCCUAAUUAGUCAAGAAAUAAGGGAGAAAACUAGAAAAAUACUUGUCGAAAUCGGAAAAAAAAGAAUAAAACUUUGUUAGAAAACCUCGUCAAUCAUGAAAUAAGUCAGUUAAAUACCUCGAAUGUCGGGCUUUAUGCUAUAUAAAGCCCUCGAACGCUUCGCGUUCUCGGGGCUGUAUAUAGCAUAAAGCCCUCCUUCUCGGUAUUUAACUCUUACAUACAUGACUAUUAUAUCCAAUUAAAAGAAUCCACAUGUUUUCACUCUGCCAACCUAUAGUUUAUUUCAUUACUAAUAAUAAUAAUAGGAAACAGUAGAUUGAUGUGUUGAAUGAAUUCUUCAUUUCAGAUUGGUUGGAGAUGUAUUGCUUGCAACAGGAUUUCUAUCUUACUCAGGACCAUUUAAUCAAGAAUUCAGGAAUCUUCUUCUCUCCAACUGGAAACAGAUGAUGCAGAAGAAUAAGAUUCCUUUCUCAGAAGAUUUGAAUCUGACUGAAAUGUUGACGGACUCUGCGACUAUUGGAGAAUGGAAUUUACAAGGCCUUCCAAAUGACGAGUUGUCUAUACAAAAUGGCAUCAUUGUUACCAAGGCAACGCGAUUCCCGUUGCUCAUAGAUCCUCAGGUUUGUGUUCAGUCUACUGUACUUCACUAUGUGUUGUAAUCUUAUGUACCAUGUUACUGUACAUUGUAUUAGUGCGAAGAUGUUCUUUACCGUACUAUACUCUAUUAUAUUCUCUCUGGCUGUACUACACUAUACUCGUAGACGGGCGGUACCGAAACGUUAGGGGGGUUGUGUGACCAAACUGCAGCAGUGGUCUGGGGGCACAGUUGCUGAUGGGGGUAAGGGAGCAAAGCCCCCAGGAAAUGUUGAGAUUUUUGGUCUUACUUAGUUCAAAAUCUUUACAGUAUUUCAAUUACACGACUGUCAUUUAUCCCAAUGAGCAUUUAAUUUGGGGGUGGGGUGGCAAUUUUUUUUGGGGGUGCACACCUCCUGCACCCACUCUGAAAAUCCGUCCAUGACUGUACUACCUUACUGUACUUUAUUAUACUCAACUGCGCAUAGUCUACUCUACUGUACUUAAUUAACAGUACGUUGGUCAUUAAGCUGCAGAGCUUCCCCAUUGAUGAGUAAAAUUAUCUGGCGUUAGACAAGUAAAAAAAAAAUAAGUAGGACGCACUGGGGCGCAUUGCAGAUCAAUGGGUUAACUAGAGACAUUGUCAGAUUUUUGGUUAUAAUAAUCAUUAUUUCUUUAAAUAGGGUCAAGGCAAAGCUUGGAUUAGAAACAAGGAGAGUGCUCGCGACUUGCAGGUAAACUUGACUGCAUUUGCAAUUAUCUUGCAAUUAUGUUACUCCUGUUCAUACACAUUUACUGUAUGAACUGUAUAGGUAGGUUUUUGUAUGGAUUACGGGGCAACAGACGUUGGUCUAUCUUUAUAUUCAUACUUAUAAUGGAGCAAGAAAAAUAAACUACAUUACUCAACUACAGGCUUUCAUUGGUCCCUACCAUGCAACUACCUGAAGAAUAUAAGGAGAAUUUCGACGUUUCGAACCAAACGAAGAGCCUUCGCUCGAAACGUUGAAACUCUCCUUAUAUGUAAAGUUUGUUUGUUCACUGCAACCAGGUAUAUCAAUCCUGUUUCGCUCGCUACUCUGGUUUAAAUAAAUGAUUACAAAGCCCAGUCGAAUUGUAAUCAAGAGUUCAAGACCCAACGUUUCGACACUCCAGUCUAGUGUCUUCAUCAGUGGUGAUCUAAAGAUGCAAUCGUAGCUUCUUAAAUACCCAAGGGAUGACGUCACCUGCCAAUGAGAUGCAUAUAUUCCUCUGGCAAAUAGGCACUGUCAUCCCUAUUCAAAGCAUGAUGACUCAUAUUUAUAUGCCACGCCCCUACCAACGAAAGCUUGUUCAUAUUAUUGCCACUACCUACACUGGCACACUGACAGUUAAGAUUACUCAACUAAAUUUCUCAAUUCUAUUUAUUUGCUCAUUUGCCUGCUAAUACAAGAUUGCUUAUGUAUUAAAUGAAAUAAUGUUGAUAACUGCCGGAUGACCACCAUCUACUGUAUCAUAAUGCUCAGUGAAACUCACUUAUACAGGAACUAAUUAAUAUUUGCAUCUUACUUAGACGACAUCAUUAAACAACAAGUACUUCAGGAACCACUUGGAUGAUGCAUUAUCUCUCGGCAGACCUUUGUUACUCGAAGAUGUUGGUGAAGAAUUGGAUCCUGUUUUAGACAACAUUCUUGAAAAGAACUUUAUAAAGAGCGGCAAAACACUAAAGGUAAAAUGUGCAAGAAAUGACAAUUACGGAUUUCAUAAUUCUAAGAUCACGAGUUCACAGAUUAGAGAUUUUUAAUUAUUUUUAAUGAUUUUGCAAUAUAUAGAAGAGAAAAAAUAGAAUACAAGAACGUACAAACAUUAAAAAAAUAUAAAGUUACUUAUUAUAAUAGAAUAUAAGAUAACUUAGUUAAAUUAUGUCCAGUAGUCAAAGUAGCAGGAAGCUUUCGAGUUGACUACUGUCUAUAUGAGAUUUUUCAGUGUAUUUGAGCUAAAAAUAUUAGAGGAAAACACACAAAAUAUUUGAAAGGGGGAUGAUGUAUGCACUAAGAGUAUACAAAUUUGAAUCGUGCCAAGAUGAAAUCACCACAGAUGGUCACACAUGUUUUUGCUAUUGCUGCCGCUGUUACGCAGGCUAUAUAAUAUCUUACAGCAUUGUUUUUUGUUCAGGUCAAAGUGGGAGAUAAAGAAGUGGAUGUCAUGGAAGGUUUUGUUCUGUAUAUUACAACGAAGCUUGGCAACCCUGCAUACACUCCAGAGAUCAGUGCAAAAACAUCUAUCAUUGACUUUACUGUGACCAUGAAAGGCCUGGAAGAUCAGUUACUGGGGCGUGUUAUACUCACUGAGAAACAGGUAUGGCCUGAUAUGAAAUAAAUCAGCUAGAGGUUAAUUUCUUUAACAAUCAUAAUCCUGAUAUUUGCUGUGUUGGUGUGAUGUACUCAGGUGAAUAAGAUGCUUGUGUGAUGUGUAUCACACAAGCAUCUUAUUCACCUGAGUACAUUACACCAACACAGCAAAUAUCAUGAUUAUUAGAUUACACUGAUAUCGAAGGAACUAGACUCAGUUCCGAAAUUUCGCAUACUCAAACCGUCCUGACCGCGUAGUAUUCCAAAGGUCGUAGGUUCGAUUCCCACCGUGGCCAGGCAUAUUUUUCAAGCUUGCCCGGUGUGGAUAUACACUCAGAGUAACAUCACACAAGAAUCAUAAUCCUAAUACUACCCCCCGAUAAGUAUUGGUGCUAACUCUUAGUCCUAUUACUGUGGUGUAAUUUCAAGAUAUUUAUAUAUGGAAAGUGCAGGCAUAGAAUAUAUAUUUCCUUUCCUGGCAGCAAAAUCUUAAAAAAAGUGGGGACCAGCAAAUGUUUUGAGAAAUUAAAAAUGCAAAGGGGGAAACCACAGGAAAUUUUUUAAAAAUUAAAAAAAAAUACCUCAACCUAGAACAAACUUUGUGAAAAAUGUCGAAAACCAUUUCUUUCAUCAAAACAAUUACUUUUGACUGAUAAUAACAUGAUGUUUACGAUGUCACUCUGAGUGUAUAUCCACACCGGGCAAGCUUGAAAAAUAUGCCUGGCUACGGUGGGAAUCUAACCUACGACCUUUAGAAUACUGGCCCAAUGCUCUGCCAACUGAGCUACGCGGUCAGGACGGUUCAAGUAUCAUCAUCGCAAACAUCAUAUUCACCCGAGUACAUUGCACCAACACAGAAAAAUCAUGAUUACUAGAUUUCAUUGAUAUCGAAGGAACUAGACUCAGUUCCGAAAUAUCACAUACUCGAACCGACUUGACCGCGUAGCUCAGUAGGCAGAGCAUUGGGCUAGUAUUCCAAAGGUCGUAGGUUCGAUUCCCACCGUGGCCAGGCAUAUUUUUCAAGCUUGCCCGGUGUGGAUAUACACUCAGAGUAACAUCGCAAACAUCAUAUUCACCUGAGUACAUUACACCAACACACACAAAAAAUAUGAUAAGAACAUGUUUUAAAAAUGUUGGUCAAAUGCAGAGGGGAACACACAUAGGGUCAUGAUUUCACAGUACAAUUGCAUUUGUUGGGAAUGACGCGACGUACCUUUUUUUCAUUUAGGAAUUAGAAGCUGAGCGUACGAAGUUAAUGGAAGAAGUGACAUCAAACAAACGUAAAAUGCAAGAUCUUGAAGAUAACUUACUGUAUCGUUUAACCAGUACACAGGGCUCACUGGUGGAUGACGACUCUCUGAUCAGUGUACUGGGUGUUACCAAAACCACAUCUGAAGAAGUCAGUGAAAAAUUGAUCGUGGCUGCUGAGACUGAACUCAAGAUUAAUUCUGCAAGAGAGGAAUAUAGACCUGGUAUAAUAUGAGGCUUCUCUAACUAUUCAUAUUUAUUUUCAUGUAAUUGUAACAUGAAACUUGUAUUACCACCACUGCAAGGGCGCAUUUUCAUUUUUUUAAAGGAGGGAUGGAAAAAUUUUUAGUGGGGUGGUAGCGGCACCACUGAGCAAGCUUUUUACAGGGAUUAGGCGUUCGGGUAAAGACUUUCACACAAAAUAGGAGGGGUAAAGCGAAAUUUUGGUGGGGUUGAACACUUUAUAAGAGGGGUUGGAGAGAUUCUAAAGGGGGUUUAAUCCCCCCCCCCAGUAAAUCCGCCCAUGCACCACUGUGUGACCACAUACAGUUCAAUUGAUUUAGAAUAAAUAUUAAUGUCCCUGUUUUACUUCAAUGCAAUAUCAUUUUUUUCAGUGGCAUCACGUGGCAGUAUAUUGUAUUUCUUGAUUGUUGAGAUGUCUUAUGUAAAUAUCAUGUAUCAGACGUCAUUAAAACAGUUCCUGGGGCUGUUUGAUAUAUCCAUGGCACGUUCACAGAAAUCUCCUAUUCCAGCCAAACGAAUUCAGAAUAUCAUUGAUUAUCUGACAUUUGAAGUAUUCAGGUUCGUAUCACCUCAUUGCAGGGUACUCACGUGAUGAUCUUUUUGCUAUCCAUUUCCCAAUCGAGCAGAGGACUGGGUUUAGUCACUAGUUUGGAGGGACAAAAAAUAAACAAUAUUUCCGAAUAUGGCAUCUAGGAAGUUUUCCUACAUUCCUAAAGUUAUUUGUGCAGCCUGAAACGAUGCUGAUAUGUGUCACAUUUGGGUAAAAAGGCUAGCUCUCCUUUCCCUUGUGUAAAAAACAAAGCCAACUAUUCAGAUAGUAGAUUAUAACAAUAACACUGCCAGGAGGCAUAUUUUAAUAUAUAUUUAGCUCGCUCACUAUAACUUGUCCCUCCAAUUAUCAACUAGACCCAGUCCUCUGCUCGAUUGGGAAAUGGCUAAUAGAAGUACCAUCCUGGUUGAUAUGUUGUCUUCACCUCUUUAACCUGUUAUUCAUUCCUGCAAUAAGCAGUUGACUGGUUUAGAUUUCGUCACAGUUGCAUGUGGGAAAAGUGUUUACAGUUUGGCUCUCUACCAACGACCACAGGCUUCCACGUAUUGUUGUAUAUAGUAGUAAUACUGUAGCAGUAAAGAAUGACCCAUAGUGAACCUCUAAAAAAUAGGUAUCCAGUAUAGAUAUUCUAUGUUUAGUUUUAGUCUUAAUAUUGUUUAUUUUAUUCAGGUAUACAACUCGUGGUCUCUACGAAAGUCACAAGUUCUUGUUCACCUUGUUGUUGGCAUUGAAAAUUGAGCUUCAAGAUCGCAAGAUCAAGCAGGACGAAUUCCAAGUUUUGAUUAAAGGUAAUGCAGUCAUAAUAUAACAGCAUUUGGUCGGGUUUUACUAAAAUCCUGUCGUGUAAUAUUCCAAGUCAUUAGGAUGCGAACACGGUGUAAUAUUGGCGGUAUAUACUGUAGAAUUGCGAGUUGUUACUACAAAAUGUCAGCAUAUCUGAAGUUGACCGUGAUGAUAAUGAAAGCCAUCAAUAAAUUAUGGAUUUAAUUAGUACGUUCUAUUUCAAAACAGGUGGGGCUGCUCUGGAUUGAAUGCAGUUGAGCCGAAACCGAAGAAAUGGAUUUCAGAUAUGACUUGGUUGAAUUUAGUUCAAUUGAGCAAAUUGCAGCAGUUUUCGCAGAUACUGGGCCAGGUACUGUUUCUUUAUUCGUUUAUCGUUACCUAUGUGACGUGCUAGCCUUAUACAAUAUAUUCAAUAAAUGUAUCACGCUAUUUCUAUGUAGAUAUCGCGUAAUGACAAGAGUUGGAAAGCGUGGUUCGACUCGGACACACCUGAAGACAGCCCUGUUCCUGAUGGUUAUGAGGAGUCCUUGGAUACAUUUAGAAAAUUGUUGUUGAUACGUUCUUGGUGUCCUGAUCGAACUGUGAGUCAAGCCAGACGCUAUAUUGCCGAUUCCAUUGGAACUGAGGUGAGGAUUUGUGGUACAAUACGACCAGUAUAUUAUAGAAGGGCAGAUACUUGAGGAUAACGUAAUUUACUAAUUAGCCUUUCUCACGCCGCCAUUUUUGGGUGGCUUUUCAGCCGAGGUCUGCGAGAUAAGUCCACAUAACAGCGACUUUUUAUAAUUUUUUGAACAAAUUAUGGCAAGUUUGCUUUGUAAAUGGUUAGUUUAAUUUGCAAACUUGCUUUUCACAUUGUUUUAAUUGUCUGCAUUGGUUAACGAGAAUUGGAUGCCACCUAUGGAUGCCACCCAAAAAUGGCGGAUAUUCGUCAUCGUGCAUGAGAAAGGCUAAUUGAUCGAUAAAAAUGUAACUUUUUUAAACAAUAUAUAUUUACAUUUGAUAUUUGUGGUGUUACUCUGAGUGUGCAUCUAAACCGGGCAAGCUGAAAAGUUUGCUUGACCACGGUGGGGAAUCGAACCCGCGACCUUUGGGAUACUAGUCCAAAAGCACAAUGUGCUUAUCGCUACAACAGCUCGAUAUUGUAAACCUCUAUACUAAUAUGCACCUUUACAUUUUAGUUUGCAGAAGGUGUUAUUCUGAACUUAGAAUCAAUGUGGGAAGAAAGUGAUCCACGAACUCCAAUGGUGUGUUUACUAUCCAUGGGUUCUGAUCCUACUGCUUCUAUUGAGAUGUUGUCCAAGAAGAACAGACUAGGUAGGCGAUCGUGACUGAAGCCCAUUUUCCACCAGGCAAAUUUGUUCGCGCGAAGCGAAAAACAAAUCUUCGCAAUGUGAUUGGUCAGCGAAAAAAUUCGCCCAGUGGAAAAUGGGUUUAAGACGUCUUGAAUAUUGGAUACCUUGAUAGAAGGUUUUAAUUUUCCUAGUUGAAAGUUUUUUUAUGGAUCUAUAUCUUCUUCACUGGUUGUUGAUAACAUUCUGCAAGAUUGAUCUAGUUUGUGGUCUAAGUUUGUGGUUUGUUAGUCCACUGCUCUACCAACUGAGUUAUGUGCUCAAGUCGCUUCCAGUGGGUUAUACUUCAACUUGACCUCGUAGCUCAGUUGGUAGAGAAAUGAAUUAGCAAAUCAAAGGUAGCAGGUUCAAUUCCCCCACUACAUUGAGGCGAAAUAAUUUUCAGCUUACCCAGUGUGGACACACUCGGAGUGCGUCAUGUAAUAUAUUUUCAUCAUAAGGUAAAUUUUAUUGCUAAUCGUAUAGAAUGUCGUGCUAUCUCCAUGGGACAAGGCCAAGAAGUGCAUGCUCGUCGUUUGUUACAACAGUUCAUGGCUGAAGGUGGCUGGGUACUCUUGCAAAACUGUCACUUGGGAUUGAAUUUCUUGGAUGAACUACUUGAUACUGUAAGUUUCUUACCUGACAUGUAUUGUUCCGUGAACGUUGCAGAGCACUUACUGCAGAUGGUGGUCAACUUUUUAGUUAUAGUAAUUACACUUAAUUACACUUAAUUACUCGCUGUCUUUCUACCACAGGUGUUAACAACUGAGACAGUGAAUGCUAACUUCCGUUUAUGGAUCACAACAGAGGAACAUCCUAAAUUCCCCAUCAGCUUUCUACAAUCUUCCAUCAAGUUCACAAAUGAACCACCUGAAGGUAUUAAGGCUGGGUUGAAGAGAACGUAUGCUGCAGUUUCUCAGGUAUGUUUCACUUUCGUAUUCUUUAUAUGAUCAAGCAUUAAAUGAUCUACUACACAUUUAUUUAUACUAUACCUACACCAUUCUACUAUGACUGGAAAGCGAAGGCUAGAUUAGGAUUGGUUAGGACUUGUGUAAGAAUUGGGGUUUGGAUUUGGGGUGGAUUUUGGUUUGGGUACAAUGACGCUUAUGAUAAGAUUUAAUUAGAACUCAGACUGACUGGACUUUAGUCUGGAAUGAAGAUUUUGAUUAGGAUAAUUUUGGGAUUAGAAUUGUAUUUAAAUUUAGGUUCUUCAUAUGAAUAUUGACCCUAAUUUUCUUCAUACCUUCCCAGGAUCAACUGGACGUGACAAACAUGCCACAAUGGAAACCAAUGUUGUAUGCAGCAGCAUUUCUACAUACAGUCGUACAAGAAAGACGAAAGUUUGGUCCACUUGGAUGGAAUAUUCCGUACGAGUUCAACUCUGCAGAUCUUGGCGCUACUGUACAGUUUAUACAGAAUCAUUUGGACGAUCUGGACGCCAAAAAGGUGAGAACCUCUUUGCUUUGUGUAUCGAAACUUUUCCAUUUUAAAUAUCUUCCAUUAGAUUUUCGUCAAUGCACGAAAUUUAAGCAAAAAAAAGUCGAAGGGUCGUCAUCUGUUGGCAACUUAAUUCACAAAAUGUCUGCCACUGCUUAUUGAAACCCACUCUAUAUAUAUAUACUAUCUGUUUUCUAUCCUUAUCUAGGGUGUUUCAUGGUUAACUGUACACUACAUGAUCGGAGAGGUUCAAUAUGGUGGACGGGUUACGGAUGAUUUUGAUAAACGCUUGCUAAACACAUAUGCCCAUGUCUGGUUUACUGACGCUCUCUUUCAAGAUUCAUUCAAAUUUUACACUGGUUACCAAAUCCCGAGGUGCACGCAGAUUGCAGAUUUCCGUGCUGCCAUAGAAGAACUUCCUUUAACUGACACGCCAGAGGUAACUAGUUAAUCAAUGAUCUGAAUUUUAACGGAAACCCAAACAUAGGCGUAAAGCCCUGGGCAAACUUGGAAACAUUGUUGCGGAAACAUUGUUUCCUACCAAUGUUUCGCCAUGUUUCCCAGAGUGAGCAAACACUAUAGGAAACAUUAGUGAGAAACAUAGGGAAACAUCAAAUGUUUCUGAAUUCGCUAGGAAACAUUUUUGUUUCCGCAACAAUGUUUCCACGGGUGGGCAAACAGGGAAACAUUUGAGGAAACAUUUGAGGAAACAUUGAGAAUCACAAAUGUUUCCACAACAAUGUUUCCUAGUUUGCCCAGUGCUUAAGACCUAGGUGUGCUUUCUGAGAGCCAGUUGAAAGUUCGCCUGAAUGGAGGAUUACUGGAAUUUGCCUGAAUUUCUAUAGAAAACUAAAGUUUGUUUGUUUCCUUUGAGGAUAAAAGCAGCCGCAGUUGCCGAUAAUGGUUGAAGCAUGUGCAGCACUCGGAAAUUUCAAUGAGACCCACCUAAAAAAGGUGUUAAUAUUUUCAGGUAUUUGGACUUCAUCCUAAUGCGGACAUUACAUAUCAAGCGAAGACAACGACGGACGUUCUAGAAACCAUUGUUAACAUUCAGCCUAAAGAUAGUGGUGGUGGAGGUGGAGAGACACGUGAAACUGUUGUGUUUAGGCAGGCUUCUGAAAUGCUUGACAAGCUACCGCCCAACUAUGUACCACAUGAGGUAAGGAAAGUAGAAAUAGCUUUUAAUAAUAUCACUUAUUACCCAGGGGGUUUCCUGUUACGCUGAACCUGUAGCCUGAGAUAAAACUUGCCUGAUACCAGAAAAAUAAUUUUGCUCAGACGUACCAAAGGGGGUCCCCCCUUUAUUGACCCCAGGGUAGUUUGUGGUGCCCCCUUUGCUCUCAACCUGAGCCUUAACUUCCAGACGAUGGGUCUUUCCCGAAACGUCGAAGUUCUUAUAUUUUUUCAGGUAGUUGUAAUACACGCGUAGAAACGCACAAGUUGCAACAAACCUGCAGCAGACUUGUAGCAAUGCUGUUCCAACAACUUGUCAUCAGGAUGUGUUCGCACUGCUUGUUCCCAGCUUGUUGACAAGUUGUCAACGGUUUGUUGGUAACUUGCUACAAGGUUGUUGAGUUCAACAGACUUGUUACGAGUUGUUUUCAACAACUUGUUAUUGUCGUGCAAUUCAACAAGUUGUGAGUGACAACCUUGUAGCAACAUGAUGAAAUAACAGCAUUGUUACAACAUGUUGACAAGCUUGCUACAAGCCUGUUGCGAACACAUCUUGUUGAUAAGUUGUGAGAUUUUUACGUAUGUAUGCUUCACGCCGCAGCCUAUUGUCUAUGGUUCAUUAUGUUGGUGAAUUCUUAUAUACAUCUUCGUGUGUGUUUCUUUUGUGCAGGUGAAAGCACGGCUUCAAAAGAUGGGUGCACUUACUUCAAUGAAUAUCUUCCUACGCCAAGAGGUUGAUCGCAUGCAACGUGUUAUUACAAUAGUACGAAACACUCUAGUCGAUCUUAAACUGGCAAUUGAUGGUACUAUCAUCAUGAGUGAGAAUCUUAAAGAUGCUCUUGAUAAUAUCUACGAUGCAAGAGUACCAGCACUUUGGAGAAAGGUAAGGCUUCUGCGAGACAAUUUAUAUAAACUUAAAACGUUCCUUUCUGAAUAUGUGAUGUGCAUGGCCGCUAAAUUGUCAAUAUAUUUCUAUUUUUUCAUUUAAAUUGCUAUAGAUAUCUUGGGAGUCAACAACACUCGGAUUUUGGUUCACAGAUCUGAUCGAGAGAAAUAACCAGUUCUCAACUUGGCUAUUUGAUGGAAGACCGAUAUGUUUCUGGAUGACUGGAUUCUUUAAUCCUCAGGUGAGGGGAACAUAGUUCACCCGAUCCAUCGGCUUAUUUUUAAUUGAAAAAAAAACCACUGAGUGUUCCAUCUGAUAAAAAAUAAAGGCUAACCGUUUUGUCCAUUUUUACCCUUUUUUCAUUUUUGAAACGAGAAACGCCCUAUAAAUAAUUACCUCAUGAAUUUUCUCUUCUCUCUCCAGGGUUUCCUUACAGCUAUGCGUCAAGAAAUCACGCGAGCUCAUAAAGGCUGGGCCCUAGAUUGCGUUGUUCUUAGCAAUGACGUCACAAAGUACAUGAAAGAAGAUCUGACGUCAGCACCGGCGGAAGGUGUCUACGUAUAUGGUCUGUUCUUAGAUGGCGCUGGUUGGGAUCGCCGAAACUGCAGACUUAUCGAACCUCCCCCGAAAGUUCUAUUCUCUAACUUACCUGUGGUUCAUGUAUAUGCAGUAAAUACGACCUCGGCUAAAGAUCCUCGCUUGUACGAAUGUCCGGUCUAUAAGAAACCCCGGCGUACUGACCUUACAUAUAUAUUUUGUCUGAAUCUAAAGACCCUACAACAUCCUGAUCACUGGAUACUUCGUGGUGUCGCGUUGCUGUGUGAUACAAAAUAA